Molecule: messenger RNA, 312 nt
Organism: Pipistrellus nathusii (Nathusius's pipistrelle)
Lineage: Eukaryota; Metazoa; Chordata; Mammalia; Chiroptera; Vespertilionidae
Source: the annotation of a GenBank genome assembly
AUGCGUUUUUCCAUUUCCUCCAACCUCUCUCCACCCCCAUUAAAACAACCACCACAUCAUUCAUCUCGAAAUCUAGGUUUAUCUUCGUCCUACUUAGCCCUAAAACCUGUCCUGCAUCGGCUGGGCAGAUGUGUCGCAUAUUCCCUUGCAGACUGGUCACUCCACACUCUUUGUUACAGGAAGGACCAGCUGGAGUUUAGCUGUUCAGCACACACACACAGACACACACACACACACACACACACACACACACCUUCAGGCAGGGAGAUGAGCCUCCAGCCCCGCAGCAGAGGCUGCCACCUCUUGAUGUAG